AUGGACAAAACUGUUGAUGUAAAGCGGAACAUACAGGAUGAGAAGGUACCCCAUAUACCCGAGGAGCAAGAGCACCACAAGCAUGAAGAAACCUACGAGGAUCUGAAUGACUCGGUUAGUAUUUGCGUGAGGAGUCGUCAUUAUGACGAUGAUAAUGGUGAACACAAUAAUCUGUGA
Acaulospora colombiana is the source of this 177-nucleotide messenger RNA. Lineage: Eukaryota; Fungi; Glomeromycota; Glomeromycetes; Diversisporales; Acaulosporaceae. The record is from the annotation of a GenBank genome assembly.